AUGCCGGACCUAAUUAAAGACUAUGAGGAGAGUAAAGAGGAGGAACAGCAUGUCAAAAUUGAGGACAAAACUCAUUUAGAGACUGGUGGUAUUUUAAAAGUGAGAGACAAAAAUUGUUUCACGUGCACUCAGUGUGGAAAGAGUUUGGCAAGCAAAAGCAAACUUAAGAUUCACAUGAGGAUCCACACUGGAGAGAAACCAUUCACAUGCACUCAGUGUGGUAAGAGUUUCAGCCAAUCAUCACAUCUUAAUCUACACGUGAGGAUCCACACUGGAGAGAAACCAUUCACAUGCACUCAAUGUGGGAAGAGUUUCAGCCAGCCAUCAUCCCUUAAUCAACACGUGAGGAUCCACACUGGAGAGAAACCAUUCACAUGCCCUCAGUGUGGGAAGAGUUUCAGCAAAUCAUCAACGCUUUAUAGACACAUGAGGAUUCACACCGGAGUAAAACCAUUCACAUGCAUUCAGUGUGGGAAGAGUUUCAGCCAAUCACCACACCUUAAUAAACACAUGAAGAUCCACACUGGUGUGAGAGAGUAUAUGUGCUUGGAGUGUGAGAAGACUUUUAUUACAGCUGCAGAAUUGAAACACCACCAGAGGAUUCACACUGGAGAAAAACCAUAUAAGAUUUCACACUGCAGUAAGAGAUUUUCUAACUCAGGAACCCUGAAAGCACAUGAGAGGAUUCACACUGGAGAGAAACCAUAGACAUGAUCAGUGUGUACAGAGUUUCACUCAUUCGGGGCAGCUAAAGAAAUACAUGGGAUGGUUUCCGGUAUGGCAUCAACACAUGUAGCAGCAUAGAAAGAGCGCUCCCAUACACACUGGUAUUAAUCCUCCUUAUGACAUCAUGCAUGAUAACCUAAACAAUAUUUAAAUAACAUGGAGGGGGACAAAAACAAAAAGGCUAGGACAAAACUAUCAUUGAAACCUGAAAAAAAUGAUAAAUUAACAGAUGAAAAGUCCCAGAUGGACGGGAUAGCUGAUAGCCUGUCAGCUAGCAUUGCAGCCAUACAUACGGACAUCAAAGCUUUCCAGAUGGAUAUUAAAUCCGAUUUAACCGCCUUCCAAGAUUCUCUCGCAAAAGAUGUGAAAAUGGAACUAAGUAACUUUAAACAAGAAGUCAAUCAAAAACUGAAUGGCCUUAUCAUGGACCUAAACACAACGGCAGAAAAGGUCAAUGAAGUGGAGCAGCGAGUUGGAGAAUUGGAGGAGAACGUUGCUGAGAUUAAAGAAAUGCUCGAUCAAUCCAUCCAAAUUCAAGAAACUGUUAGAUCUAGAAACACGCUCCUGUAGAAAUAUUAUUCGUAUCUUUGGAAUCCCGGAAGGAAGCGAAGGGAAUAAUAUCCAAGACUUGGUGGAAACGAUUAUCAAAACGGAGCUGUCACUCGACGAAUUGGACCUUAAAAUUAGGGCUGCAACUAACGAUUAUUUUGUAUAACGUUUUUAUUGAGUUUUUUCAAGAUUUUACAAUAAUUCAAACCCUCAUACCCAGAACUUACCCCAGACAGGUUUA
Messenger RNA from Danio aesculapii, 1516 nucleotides. RefSeq names its product gastrula zinc finger protein XlCGF49.1-like. Gene Ontology annotation, molecular function: RNA polymerase II cis-regulatory region sequence-specific DNA binding; DNA-binding transcription factor activity, RNA polymerase II-specific. Lineage: Eukaryota; Metazoa; Chordata; Actinopteri; Cypriniformes; Danionidae. Gene Ontology annotation, biological process: regulation of DNA-templated transcription. The coding region runs from base 1 to 708 and encodes 235 amino acids. The transcript has 2 exons. The record is from RefSeq and is a predicted model, not a curated record.